Messenger RNA from Phyllopteryx taeniolatus (common seadragon), 6498 nucleotides. It is a transcript of the gene slitrk4, whose product is annotated as SLIT and NTRK-like family, member 4. The coding region runs from base 778 to 3417 and encodes 879 amino acids. The record is from RefSeq and is a predicted model, not a curated record. Lineage: Eukaryota; Metazoa; Chordata; Actinopteri; Syngnathiformes; Syngnathidae. Gene Ontology annotation, molecular function: protein binding. Gene Ontology annotation, cellular component: glutamatergic synapse; membrane. The transcript is spliced from 3 exons. Gene Ontology annotation, biological process: axonogenesis; regulation of presynapse assembly; positive regulation of synapse assembly.
CUGGCAAAUUGACAGUGUUCAAGGAUGAGUACAAACCGUAUUCGUGCAGCGAAUGGGAAACUAAUAUAUGAAAUACACACAGGAGAACUAGGUACUAAUAAGAAUGGGAGUGCGUUGCCUUUUGAUUUGUGAAAUUUUACCCCUGAGGGCAACUUCAGCACUCCGGAUCGUGUCAAACAGACCGCUGUUAAUGAACUGGCUCAUCGUUGACAGUCCUCCUGUUACCCCCUGCAGUUGGCAAAAUAAUAAGAUUACAGUGAUGGCUGACUUGUGGCAUAGCAUCACCAACCUUGUGCACCUUCCCACGCCUAGGAGUCGCUGGACGCGCCAUCAAGAUCUUUAGAAUCUGCCUCCCCUCCCUCGUGUUGCAUUUCACAAGCCUUCCUGCUAUCAGUUCGGCGCUUCGCUUUGAAGCUUGCAACCGAUCAAAUGUGCUUCCAUGGAGGUGGGACAACCUUGGGACUCAAACAAGCAGAGGGGUGAUUUUUCCAAGCCCGUCAGCAAGAGACGCAUCGGGUGAAAUUGGAGCCCACCCUGCUCUCCCAUCUCCUCAGCGCCCACCCCAUCCAAGCCAGCGCGCUUGAUGUGCAGUAGUCUGCAUGGAAACGAAAUGAAGGAGCGGGGAAGCCUUGUUGCUUUUUCUCAACGGCUGGGAGCGCUUCAGCGGCACCUUUCCAUCCAUGUCCCACCAAUCCUGCCCCAAGUCUCCAAAAGGAGCCUGCACCUCAGCUUUAAGCAACUAAAUGAUUUUCUGGGGGAGGAUUUUUAAUCGGCGAGAUGAUGCUCGUUCUCCUGCUGGCAGCCUUUUCCGCUUCAAUCUCAAGCUCCUCCCUCUCCUCCCCGUCCAUGUCAGAUGGACUCCCAAUGGCAGACCCGUCUGCUCCGGACUUGAUGUCUGAGACAUGCAGCGCCUGCUCCUGCAUGUCAGUGGAAAACGUACUGUACGUCAAUUGUGAAAAGAUCACUGUAUAUCGACCGACACAACUCAUCCCUCCUGUGUCGUCAUUAUACCACCUCAACUUCCAAAAUAACUUCUUAGUUAUUCUCUACCCAAACUCGUUCCUCAACUUCACCCAUGCUGUGUCUCUGCAGCUGGGGAAUAAUCAGCUACAGAACAUUGAAGGUGGCGCAUUCAUGGGGAUGAGUGCUUUGAAACAGCUCCACCUAAACAACAACGAGUUAAAGGUGUUGCAAGCAGACACUUUUCAAGGAAUAGAAAACUUGGAGUACCUUCAAGCUGACUACAACUUGAUCAAGUAUAUUGAAAAGGGAGCAUUCAACAAACUGCACAGGUUAAAAGUGCUCAUUCUGAAUGAUAAUCUCAUACAGGCACUUCCUGACAACAUAUUUCGCUUUGCCUCCCUCACACACCUGGAUAUAAGAGGGAACAGGAUCCAGAAGCUUCCAUAUUUGGGAGUUCUGGAGCACAUUGGACGGAUUGUUGAGCUGCAGUUGGAUGAUAAUCCCUGGAAUUGUACCUGUGAUUUAGCACCUCUCAAGGCAUGGCUUGAAAACAUGCCGUAUAAUAUUUUUAUUGGAGAGGCCAUAUGUGAAACGCCAAGUGACUUGUAUGGAAGGCUUCUGAAAGAAACUAAUAAGCAGGAGCUUUGCCCCAUGGGUACAGGAAGUGACUUUGAUGUUAGAAUGCCACCUGCACUCCCUGAUACGGGUCAGUCAUCCUCCAAAAUAUCCCCGACCUCCGUGGGUGCCAUUCCCACAAAAUCGCCAAAAACCACAGACUCAUCUAAAAUUUACGGUAAUGGCAUUGUAGCCGGUUUACCCCCUUUUGGAAGAAAUAGCCAGAUUGUUUCCUUUCAGACACGGAGCCCCCCAAUGUUAUGCCCACAGCCGUGCAGCUGUAAAACCCACCCUUCAGAUUUUGGCAUUACCGUCAGUUGUCAGGAAAGAAAUAUAGAAAAUCUAGCAGAACUUAUCCCUAAACCAGCAAAUGCCAAGAAACUUCACUUGAGUGGGAAUUACAUUCGUGACAUAAGCCCGACUGAUUUCCGAGGAUUUGAAGGUUUAGAUUUGCUUCAUCUUGGCAGCAACCAAAUAGUCACCGUCCGGAAAGAUGUGUUUGCUAACCUCACUAAUCUAAGAAGACUAUAUCUGAAUGGAAACCAGCUCGAACAGUUACACCCUGAAAUGUUUUUGGGCCUCACAAAUCUACAAUACCUAUAUUUGGAAUACAAUGCCAUUAAAGAAGUUCUAGCAGGCACGUUUGACUCCAUGCCAAAUUUGCAACUCCUGUAUCUCAAUAAUAACGUGUUGCGGAGUCUUCCUGCCUAUGUGUUUGCAGGCGUCUCUUUAGCCAAACUUAAUUUGAAAAACAACCACUUCAUGACCCUGCCAGUAAGUGGUGUCCUGGACCAGCUGCGUUCUUUGACCCAAAUAGACCUAGAGGGCAACCCGUGGGAGUGUUCCUGCGAUUUGGUCGCUCUCAAACUAUGGUUAGACAAGCUAAGUGAUGGAGUGGCUGCUAAAGAGGUGAGAUGUGCCUCCCCAGUGCAAUUCUCCAAUAUUGAACUGCGCCUGUUGAAAAACGAGAUCCUGUGCCCAAAGCUGAUUGCUCGGCCACCUUUUAUUUUUACCAGCGCCACCCCGGUCUUGACUUCAGUUUCACCUGCAGGAGUUGGCAAAGCCCCGCCAGGAGGUCCUGUACCUCUCUCAAUCAUGAUCCUUAGUAUCCUUGUAGUGCUAAUACUUACAGUGUUUGUGGCCUUCUGCCUUUUAGUCUUUGUCCUAAGACGGACUAAAAAACCAGCUGGUCGUCAGGAACUGGGGAAUCAGGAGUGUGGCUCCAUGUCACUGCAGCUCCACCGGCAUGGCCACAAAUCAGGCAAAAAAGGUUCCAUUUCGGGAGAUGAAUUGGGAGGCGAAACAUUUAUCCCCCAAACCAUUGAACACAUUGGCAAGAGCCACACUUGUGGUAUUGGACGCUCAUCAGACAUGGACGCUGGGUUUAAGUUUGCUGACUCGCAAAGGCAGAAAAUUAUCCUUCGGAGCGCUGCUGACAAGGAUAGAGACGCACUCUCCACCUUGGAGCGUAACAAGCGCCUCAGUACAAUCGAUGAACUCGAGGAAUUCCUACCAAAUCGAGAGCCCAGCAUGUUCAUCCAGAACUUCCUGGACGGCAAGAGAGAUUUCAACAGCAUAGGAAUGGGUGCGUAUGAAAUCCGCUACCCGGAGAAAACUCUGGAUCGAAAGAUGAAGAAAUCAUCACUGAUAGGUGGGAACCACAGUAAGAUUGUGGUGGAGCAAAGAAAAACCAGCUGUGCGUAUACACUCCCUCGCACACACACACAUUCAGCAAAAAAGUGCCUUCUGGAAAAUCGUAUUGACCAAUGCUUAGAUGGACAAAAUGGCUCCAUACUACAAAGCUUUUACUUGGAUCAGCAAGGAUACAUGUUACAGUGAAAGACGUUUGGAUCAUCCAUGCCAUAUGUAUGAAUCAUACCUAGAUACCACAAGACAGCCUACAAACAACCUGACAGUCUUAGUAUUUUUGCAGCUAUGGGAAUGGCAAUUUUUUUUUUUCAUUGUUAUUGCUGUUAUUAUUAUUUGGUUUUCUAACAAAUCAAAUGGUCUUGGAAAAAAUGCUUGAGAAUAUACCUCGCAGGCUCCUUCCCUCAUUUUAUAACAGAAGGGUUGAAACAGAGAGAUGACGGCACCUCACGUCGUAAUCCUUCUUGGCUCCGAAAUGUACAGGUAUCUGAUAUCACUACUUCUGGGCUAAGUUACAAAGAAUGACUCAGUGGAUUCUACAUUGCUUUUUUUCACUUUGUAAGGAUAUUUGUUUGUUCUUAGGGAAGCUCUCUGGGGCUGCCUGCAGACUUGAUGCCAUUUUGUCAGGAUUAUACACUCGUGGCAGAUCACCUGCUCUAUGCUGAAAGGCUAAACGGCUCCUGUUUUGUGUUCAUGGGAAGGCAAUGUACUGAAAAACUCUUUUGAGAUUGAUUUCAUGACUUGCUUUCUUUGUGUAAAGAGCCAUGUUAAUAUAUAGUGUAUUCUGAAUGGAGUUGUGUUUCCUCUUCAAGUUACUAUUUCAAAAUGUAUGUUUUUGGGUGAAACCGAAUCGGCAAUUACACUGUCAAGAGAUGUUUCUUAAAAAUGAAAGCCCAAGGAUAAAAGAGUACAAAGCUGCUUGCCAUGUAAGCGUAACUUGGAAUUUAUUUUGUAAGUCUUACAUUAUUUGUAUCUGUGGGACUGGUUUGUAAAUUACACUGACAAAUAUCUGCAUAUGCGCACACAUGCUGUAUUGCGGAGCAUCAUCAUGUAGAGAGUGCUCCCCAGAAAUGUCAAAGAGAUCAUUAAUAUGACUCAAUCAGUGAUAAUCCUUUCCCCUCUUGUCAGUUCUCAAUUCAUAGUAAAAGAAUUUAAAAAGAUAGUUAGUUUAUUUUUCUAUGCAGGGUUAUUUAAAGAGAUUAUGGUAUUAUUGAAAAAGGACGCUACCCUGAGAGGAACUAACUUUCAUCAGAGCUAAUACAGGUCACAGGUAGACGUGACCGUUGAUUUGUUUCAAUGGUUUAUAAUUUGUUCUCUGAACAAGUUGACAUGAUGAACAAUUGUGAAAUGUGAUCUGUGUUGUUUUCGCACGACAAGCCAGGCGGAGUCUGUGAAGGCUCAAAUACGUUCCUAAUUCUUACAUCUCCCACAGCAUCUUGUAAAGGUUUCUUAUGAACUUAUGCAACCAAAAUAAAUGUGCAUUAAACUUAAUAAAGUUCCGGAUUGUUGAUAUGGGAAUGGUGACAUUCUAAAAAUGUGGGCUCUUAAGAUAAGGACAGAAUCAUAUCAUCGGACAACGUGCAAUAUUAGGAACUAGUCAAGUAGGAAAUGGCUUCAAAUCGUGUUUGUUUUUAUUAGUUUGAGGUAAUAUUGUUGAAAGAAAAAAUGCAGUUCAAAAUUAGCCUAAUUAACUCUAUGCGGUUUUUAUUUAAAAGUAUUGUUAAGUUAAACUGAUGACAUUCAACUGUUUGUUGACAUUGCAAAUGAAUAGAAUGUAACUUAGAAAGAAUAAUAAAUACAAUUUUCUCUCAGUCAUAAAUUUCCUGUAUAAUGGUUAAUUUUCUCUUGUAUUAUCAUGUUAAUGUGAAGGUAUUAAAAUAAGCACCUCUUUGCACUUGUCCCCACAAUUUAUUUCAUGUUGCACUCUUAGUUUUCGAAGAGACUUGACUUAAUCAGUCAGGUUGGCUCCUACGCAGUGUUCAUGGUAAUUGAAAACAAAGCUGAAUUAUCUGACAGUUUAGUGUUGGACAUCUUUAAGUGGCACAAUGUUGUACUUUGUUAAAGUUCAUGUGGAUUUUCUGUUUUGUUUAAUUCAUAUAAAAUGUUGGUGGAAACAAACACACAUCUGCCUCUUUUAACUCAAGGCAAAAAAAUAAUUUCAAUUAGAAAACCAAUUAGAAAUGCAACAAAAUAUUUCCCCCCAUCAAGUUACAAAUAAUUUAAUUUGAGCAUGUUUUGAGGAAGCUUUAACUGCAAUGCCUCUUUGACUCAUGCGCUUUGUGUGCCACAAAUCAUUUAUCCAACAGGUACUGUAUAAAGGUUUCUUCUGUUUUAGGCACAAUCAAACAUUCAUGCUUGUUCCAUUUCAGGGUAAAAAAAAAAUAAAAAAUCCGGAUUUCCGUCUGUGUUAAUCCAACCUAUGGGGCUUUUGGGGAACCAAGUAGCUGAAAGUAUGACUCAUCCAGACGCCAGAGAAUUUUCCUCAUUAAUUAUUAAUACUUUGGCAGUUAUGAACUAAAAAGGAUGUGGGAAAGGGUAGUGAAUUUAGAUAAGUUCUCUCCCACAGAAUGCUCACUGUUUUACACAUUUUUUCCCCGGCCCGGUUGGUCAUAUUUGUAAUCAUAUUGCUUGGCAAUGUCAUGCUUGUACUUGGAUACAUUCAGCUCGAAAUUUGUGUCUGCUCAGUUCACAAUUUUACUGCUGUGAUUUAACUGUAGUGCUGUGUUCUAUUCAUGGAGUCUUUAAGGGGCUAAUACAUUUGUAUAAUUGCAAAAGAAUGUCUGAUAACUGUUUUUUCCCUAUCUUUUAGUUGUGAUCUAUAACAUGCUUUUGAAACGAUUAUGCAAUUCUUUGCUGAAACCCAAAUGUAAAAACCAUCUCUGCGGUGGCUGAGACCAUUCUCAUCUGGUGGGUUUGCUUUGGGGUAUCUAUGCCUAUUUCUGGGAAUAUUGCAGGGGAACCUUAGGGCAUUAUUUCCCAACCUCUAUUUAGCAAUGUCACCCAAUUUAGAUGAGAAAAAUCUCACAGUAUACCACCAUAACACAAAUAUCAGAAAAAGUAUGACUACUCUUGUCCCAAUUUACUCACAAAUACGUAUUCUGAAAUCUGGUCCUGUUUAAUUGAACAAGCCAUGACUUAUUAUGUUGUAUGAAUGGCAACAGGUGGAUACACAGGUUUGUUUGACCUUCUUCCAUCUAAUGGAAAAGUAUUUAAUCAAUCUGGCUGUCAGAUGAACAAAGGUAUAUUUAUAAUUAAUAACUCAUUUUCUGACAC